Oryza brachyantha (malo sina) is the source of this 1238-nucleotide messenger RNA. Its product is annotated as vacuolar protein sorting-associated protein 32 homolog 2-like. Gene Ontology annotation, biological process: vesicle budding from membrane; late endosome to vacuole transport via multivesicular body sorting pathway. Gene Ontology annotation, cellular component: cytoplasmic side of plasma membrane; ESCRT III complex; multivesicular body. NCBI's taxonomy places the organism in Eukaryota, Viridiplantae, Streptophyta, Magnoliopsida, Poales, Poaceae. Bases 172 to 828 code for a protein of 218 amino acids. The transcript is spliced from 8 exons. The record is from RefSeq and is a predicted model, not a curated record.
AAAAGGAGCGACCUGAACCGACGGAAACCCCAACCAAUCUGCCGCCGCUUCUCUCCCACCAGAAACCCGUCUCCGCCGCGAUUCCCCUCCUCCUCCAACCCAUCGCCUCCUCCAAUCCAGCCCGCGCGCCGACGAAGAUUCAGGGUCUGAGUUCAUAUUACAACUGCAGCCAUGUUUAACAGGAUCUUUGGUAAGCCCAAGGAGCAGGCCAAUGCCAGUGCAUUGGCCACGCUUGAUAAGUUAAAUGAGACUCUUGACAUGCUGGAGAAGAAGGAGAAAGUCCUAGAGAAAAAGGCAGCUGCAGAACUGGAGAGGGCAAAAGAUUUCUCAAAAGCUAAGAAUAAAAGAGCGGCUAUCCAAUCCUUGAAGAGAAAAAAACUUUAUGAGCAACAAAUUGAGCAGCUUGGGAACUUUCAGUUGAGAAUUCAUGAUCAGAUGAUCAUGUUAGAAGCUGCGAAAGCUACGACAGAGACUGUUGAUGCAUUGAGGACUGGAGCUGCAGCUAUGAAAGCAAUGCAAAAAGCAACAAAUAUUGAUGAUGUUGAUAAGACUAUGGAUGAAAUUAAUGAACAGACUGAAAACAUGAAACAAAUACAAGAUGCUUUGUCAGCACCUCUUGGAGCAUCUGCUGAUUUUGAUGAGGAUGAACUAGAAGCGGAACUGGAAGAACUGGAGGGAGCAGAAUUGGAAUCUCAGCUUCUCGAGCCUGUUGCAGCUCCACCUGUGCAUCCAGUUCAGGUCCCAACCAGACCAAAUCGCCCUGUUCCACAGAAAGCAUCAGCUGAGGAGGAUGAGCUUGCAGCCCUGCAAGCUGAAAUGGCAUUAUGAUCAGGUUCACAAUGAAGAGAUGAAGUGUACAAAUGAUUGGCUGUACUCUACGAAAUUGCAACGAGUCUAGCUUACAAUAUAUUUCCCGUUGUGUGUAAAAUCUUUGGGGAUAAUCGGCAAUCAAAGAAAGAUGCUGCUUCAGUCCGGUACUCCAGUGUUUUGUUUUAGUGGCUUGGGGGCCUGUUCUCCUUCGACGGAAUUCAGUUAAUCUGCCACAAUUAGCUCCAAGCUAAUCCAUGCAAUGUGCAUUGUUGUCGCACAAUAUUUUUCAUUGACCAUUAUCUGGAGUCUCGUGUAAAGAUAUAACCCAGGGUGUCGCGAUUGAUACGUUGGUUGGCUUUCUUCUUUCUUUACUUUUGGCGACCAAAAGGGCUUUAUAUAUCAGUGGAAAUUCAAUCUGCUUGAAUACA